Molecule: messenger RNA, 5453 nt
Organism: Amoebophrya sp. A120
Lineage: Eukaryota; Dinophyceae; Syndiniales; Amoebophryaceae
Source: the annotation of a GenBank genome assembly
CGAUGAUUGAAUCUCUUGCGUGCAUGCAUGUUGCCACAACACUUCUUCUGAACAGCACUCGUGAACAAAAAUCGAAAACGGUCGUUUUCGGCGAGCUAGAUUUUCUUUUUUGAAGUAACUACCAGUACAAGCAUGAACAAACAAUUUGCACGAAAAGAUGUCGUGGUUUGUUUCGCGCAAAGUGGUGCGUUGUGGUUUUUAGAAAUUAUAGCAACAUUCGAGUUUUUUCGCGGAUUACAACUUCACAACAGCAGGCACCUCUCAACGACGAGAAAGAAAUAUUUCUACCCCGAAUGAAAGACUAUUCUACCCAAAUUUCCCUUCUCUUUACGACAAAGAUACAACAUAUGUUUAGCCAUGAACAAAAGUUUUUUUCGCUGAAUAGUACUUCGCAAAUAUGGAACUGGUCUUCAUUCCUCGGUGUGCUCCUUCAAAGCUGCUGCACUCCUUCCUGAAGGGUUCUUCCACUCGCCGGCGUGGACCGUUCUUGGGACGAUAAGGGUUUCGACGAAGAAGUGGUGCGACUUUAUUUGGACGUCAGCACACGCACAUAGGAAAGAAAUCGCCAAAUUACUUACACGCGCCGCCGGCACAUCACCUUCACCACCUUUUCUUUCCUUUCCAUCAUGUCGCUGGACCCGACGGCGCCGAAAUCGAGUGAGCAGCCCGCCGCACCACCCCCGGUACAGAAGAUCGCCCCGAUCUUCGGCAAAGCCGGCUCUUCCAGCGCAGCGGUGGCCGCCCAACAGCAAAGCUCGGGUUCCAAUAACGUAGCGCAACCGGCGGAGCCACGGCGUCCGCAUCACCAGCAUCAUCAUGGGCGCAAGGGAGGUGGACAUCAUCACCGGCGUAACAAGCACCACCAUGGGAACAACAACCAUGGUCACGGGCCACGUCACGGCCACGGUCACCAUCGUAACCACCACAAAACCGCUGCGCAAAAGGAGAAGGAAAAGGAGCGCGAGGAGCGACGGAAAGCGGCAAUCGAAAAACGGGAGAAGGAAGAGGCGGCCAAAUCGCUGGUGUAUUUUCAGCUCGUCGCGGAGGUGGGAUCGAAACAGUCCGGGCGGGAGCAGGUGACUUUCGAGGGGCCAGAAGUAAACAUCGAGGUGCUCCGGGAGCUGAUCGCGGAAAAAAAGAAGAUGCUAGCCGUAGAUGUGGACAUUUUGCACAAGGACGACAACCAACCGUACGGAAACCUGUUUUUUCAUCAUGUUUUGCUUCUCUAGUACAACACAUGGAAUUUUUUUAGGAAUAGCGAGUACAGUCAAGAAUUCGUUGCAAUGUAAAUACAGAACUUCUGCUGCAGCUUCGAGUGAGAUUUUUUACCGAAUGUUGAUAAAUCAAUGGAAGUAGUUUGAUUCGAUAAAGAUAUUGAUCCUCUGUUUGUGCGAUCACUGCGGCAUUAUCAUUAAGUUCUACUGACUUCCCUCUGACGAUGGAUGAUUGAAACGGGCCGUCGCUGCGGUUCCAGUCAAUCGACCCUCUCCGCGUGCGUUCUUCAUCCGCCUUCUUCUUUCAGUUUCAACUUUGUGAGAAUGAACUGAACUAAAUACUUACAAGCAACAUACUGCUCUGCUCUGUAUUUUACACUCUGCACUUUUUUGUAUACGAUGCUGCGACGUGGGAAGCCGGAUCUGGCGUUUGCUUGGGCAUACUGACCCAGCGUUCUCGUCGACGGGCAAGGAAUCAAUUGCUGCGACUACUGCCGAACCCACUGCCUCCAGGGACAAGCAAUUCGGCCGAUCAUUUUGUGACCAGCUGCUGAUCUUCCGCGUGCACAGGACCUAUUCGAACCGGGUGGCGGGAAGUAGGAGUCAGUGCGGGCUGUCACUGCAGUAUCUAAAGAAAGACAAGUGUGGUCCCCAUUCCGGCUGGAACUCUCUUUUAGUGUGGUUCUUGCAAAAAAGCCAGCUUUCCAGCUAGCUAUUCCCUAUUCCAAAAACACCAUCAGCAAACAUUUCUCAGACAGGAGCGAGCCAAAACAAGCUCUUGUCAGGGACCGGACUGCUUUCGCUUGAUUUACCGAUUCUGGUAGAAAUACUGCGAAAGUUGUUCUUAGAUCAUCAGUGGUACCAGAUCUGGCUAUCAGUCGCGGGAGCUGAUCUACAACACGAUACUGACUAUAGAUACAGUACCACGACGCACAUCCAAAGUCAGUCCAUUGUCGGUUAGUGAUCCGUGCUAUCACACUUUGGCUACACGUGAUCUGUGCUUGUACCUGGUGCUUCCUGGUCUGUGCAACUACUCGGUGGUGCAUUCGCGUGACAGGACGCCAACGCAUAGGCAUAAACGUGACAGUCGUCCGUUUCGUUGACUAGACAGCAAAUGGUGAAUCGUCCUCUCUUCUAAAAAUCGUUUCCUGUUUUGCUUGUCUUCGUAUGUCAGAUGCGAAAUCUUGUGCAUUCUUUUCACGAGGUCGUAGUGUUUUUUUGAAAAACCUACCGCAGAAAAGUACAAGAAACUACGUACAGGAUUUUUUGCAUUCGUCGCGUUGACGAUGUGGCUCUCGUUGUGAGCCGUUUGCAAUUUGCACUUAUGCACGGGAGGAGAGCCUGUAUCGCACACCGUCACGCAUCUUAAAUGAUUCGCAAAUGAACUGACUCUCUUUUUCCCUUGCCGUUGGUUUGGUGUUGACGUUUUUUGUAUUGAAGGGCGCAUGUUUAUGCACAUCUUUCACUUUCUUACACCUACUUCACGACAUUCUCACAUUUUUCAAAUUGAGCAAGAAAGCAAAAUGCAAAAAUGCUGGGUACAGGGGAAAAAUGGUUCCGCGCGUGCAGCUGACUGCCAGCGCGCUGACGGCCAGAUACGGAUCUCUGAAGAAAAAACAUCACUAUCUUCACUCCAGCAUACUAAAAGGGGAACGCAACAACUCAACCACUUGAUAUAGUCGCUGCAAUUUAAUAUUAGGGCAGGGCUCCACAACUCUUGGUCUUGGGGCCGCCCCUGCGUGCGCGUCCUCCUGCAUCGAACUGCGGCAAGAAAUCCAUCCCAUUUAUUUUGCGACACUGCCCGCCUCCCAUCCGCGAAAUGUUUGAAAACAAAACAGGUACCCCAACGACAUUAAUAUACCCUCGAAAACCUUUGUAUGGGUGAAGCGACGACCGACUUUGAAGUCCCGAAUUCAGAUCAUCGAGUCCGAGGCGGCUUCACGGGACUACAAGCCAACCCCCCAGUCGCCCUCCUCGGGCGAAGAAGAACCGAGUUUCCAGCAGGACAAGCAGUUCCUGCCCGAGCAGUGGCCCGCGGAGUUUUUGUGCCCGCGGUGCGAACAGCCGCUCGAAAAUGCGGUCUUUCAGCGCUGCUGUCGCUCCAUCGUCUGCGAGAAAUGCGGCGUCGAAGAUCCGAACGGGAACUGCCUCCUGUGCAAGGACAUGUGGGAGGGCGCGGUGCCAGACAUUAUGAUGCGAGGAGUGGUACAGAUUGUGGUUAUAUUCUUUCUUUGAUGAUGAUUUGCGUUUAUAGUCGAUACUGAUUGCCGCGCCCACAUGUUGCAUUGAUUAUCGUUCGUUGUAUGCAAUGAGAAUGAACCACGAUGAAGGAAUGAGUGUGACUUCGGAUAGGAAAAAGAGAAGCUAAAGAACAUUCGACAGAGGAUAUGAAAUGACCCAUAAUUUUUGAUCAACUUUUCCCAGCUUUCUUCCCUCCGGCGCGAGUGGUACUACCUGGCAAAAGACGGUCCGCCGCCCGAGGAGCUCGCCAUGAGCCCGGUUGACGACGAUGACGAGGAGCCCUCGCAGCCCAAGCUUCCCCUCGAGGAUCAAGCCGAGAUCAGCCCAAUAGAGAAGGACAAGAGCCCGAUGAUUUUACAAGUUGGAGAAUUCGAGGAAAAUCAACCGACAGCAGACGACCCAUUCCACAUUCCGGAACCGAUCAGCACGGGGGGUGGGAAUAAAUCACCACCGACACGGCGGCCGGGGGAGAAGGCGACCUCCGAGAACAAGGCGACUGCAUCUACAACUUCCGAACAACAGCCGCAACAACCGCAGCCGAAGCUCUCCGCGUCCGCCGCGCUCGCCGCGAAGUACGCCGCAGAGGAGGCGAAGAAGGCAGAGAGGGCGAAAAGGAAGAAGCUCCGAGCGGCCAAGUCGGACGCGCAGGCUGCUGGUGCGCUUAACGGCACAGCAGCCGGUUCGCAGGGCCCCUCGCCGGCGUUGUCCGUUAGUGUCCUGUCGGGAAGCAGCCCGCCCGUGCAGCCAUUGGUUGCGCCUCCAGGGGUGGUUGUUCCUCCUGUCACGACUCCUGCUGCUGUAGUAGUACCCGCAUCCGCGUCUUCAUCUGCGAUGGAUCAUGUUGGUGUCGUGCAGCAACAAACCACUGCUUCGUUGGCUGUCGGAAAGACCGCUGCGAGUAGUAGUUCCAGCAGCUCGAGCCCAGUCAUGUCUGCUUCUACUGGUGGACCGCAACUGCAAGCUCCUGUAAUGAAAUCAAUGAAAAAGAGGAUUGGGCUCGCGGGAGUCGGGCAAGCCGCGGUAGUGCGAAGUAGCCCGAGGGUAUCUCCUGUGCGGCCGAAGAUAUCACCGCAGAGGACCGCCGCGAUGGUGGCAGCAGGAAGUAUGCAGGAGCCGGGGACAGGCACAGGCACAGGCUCGGCCCCCGCUCUUGUGGUUGCGCCGAUAUUACAACAUCAAGGGGGUGCGGCGAGCACGGUGGGCUUAUCGAGCAGUAGCUCGGCAGUUUUAACAAGCGAAAAGCCUCCUGCUGCAGCAGUAGAAGUACCGGCACCGAGCGGAAGCGGAGCUGCGACUUCCUCUGCCAUGAAAACAAUAACUCCAUCUGAUGCAACUGUGGGCAAUAACAAAUCCUCCGCAGCACCAGAAACCACAAACGCGGACAGUACCUCGAGCGGUGAUCCUUCUUUUGCGAAAAUAGUAAACCCAACAACUGCAGCAACCUCCUUGGCCAAAACCACUACGACGAGCGCGUCCACCACCGGCGAAGCUCAAACUGCCAUGACGACCGCUGCUUCGACAACGGCAACAGGAACAGGAACAUCAGCUGCAGCUUCCUCGUCGACAGGAGCAACUGGCGCGAAGAAGGCGAAAAAGUUCCAAGUGAUCGAUGGGGUCGAGUACAUAAAAACGAACGUUGGGCUCGUGCCCAGAUCCGUGUACGAGCAGGCCUGGGCAGCGCACGGCGCCGGAAACAAGACGGCCGGAACAAAGAAGAAAAGAAAACGAGAGCCGGACGAAGCGGAUGACAAGGAAGGCGCAAAACAAAUCAAGGGGGAAUAGAAACUCUCAAUUGUAGUUUUCGGUUCGUGCUUCCGCGGACACCGACACUUUUCUCUUUUCGCGACAAAUGUCUUGUGUCAUAAGAAAAGAUACUUGGAAAGGGAAUGGGAGUCGUAGUACUUACUCCUUGGGGAUAUUAAAAAGGCCUCUCUAACCGCUCUGAAUGUACUGACCAUGCGAGCCAAGAGGCCCAGAGUUAAACACAGAUAUCAUUAU